Messenger RNA from Danaus plexippus (monarch butterfly), 2294 nucleotides. RefSeq lists its product as uncharacterized. Lineage: Eukaryota; Metazoa; Arthropoda; Insecta; Lepidoptera; Nymphalidae. The transcript is spliced from 12 exons. The coding region runs from base 51 to 2012 and encodes 653 amino acids. The record is from RefSeq and is a predicted model, not a curated record.
ACGUAAAAUUUUACUGCAUAUAGCAUAUUAAAUGCCACUUCUAUACAACAAUGCUUGAGAAGAGUGUCUCUUUGUGUAAACAAAAUUUUAUUUUAUUAUUCUCUUUGUUAUUCUUUUCUACAAACUGUCAAGACGAUUGCUGGAUUAAGUUUGAUGCGAAAGAGCAUUUUGCAGUUGCAGAUGAAAUCGACGAACGUUACGCUGAAGUGAGACAAAACUUCCAAGCAGCAGUAGGGGGAAAUAAAUUUGACAAAGAAAUGCUAGACGCAAUGCUCAAAACGCGUGGUAUAGCUGAGCGCGCUGAACACAAAGCUUUUGUAGACCAGAGUCAGAUCCCGGCCGGUAUAAAUCUCGGAGGCAGCUGUAUGAUGAGAAUUCCUAAUGCUGUUCUAUUUUUCCAUCGAAUGAAGCUGCGUAACAAUACGAGGUUCAGAGUUGUCAAACUCGAGAGUAAUCUCACUACUUUAGAAUUGAAAGCCAGACUGAACCUUAAUGACCUUCAUUUGUUAGGUUCCUAUGACAUUAGCCACACACUGCAAGAAACGUCACAUCUGUUAUACUAUCCAUCAUUCGGUGAAGUAGAGUUUCUGUUAAAGAACGUAUCAUACGUAGUAGACGGCCACUAUCGUCUGUUAGACAAACAACUGAACUUAGAACUUGUGACAUCCGAAAUUUCUAUGGACGGUAUUAUGAUGACGUAUAAGGACCGGAAUUUUAGUAACAGCUUCAGUAUGGAAACCAAGAAUAUAGAGUCCUUCACAGAGCGGCUCCAAGUUGAUUUAGAUAAAUGGAUUAGAGACUACUUCAAUGAUUAUCUCGCAUACUUCAUUGUGGCUAAAGACAAUGAAUUUGAAAAAUACAACCAGGAGAAGACAACGGCUCUCAACAAUUACGCGGACAAAGUAAUAGACAUUAUAAAACAGAAAAUAUAUAAAAUACAAGCUCACGCCGUCCAACUACCGACGUUUACCAUCAAAACUCAAAGUGGCGGGGACAUUCGAUUGAGGGAUGGUGUACUGAGAGGCCUGGACAGUAUCUACCGACGUUCUAUAGCCACUGGCUCUAAAGAGAAUAACCUAAGACAUGUCGACGCCGUUGUGGGAUUCAGCAACUUGAAAUUACAAUAUAGAUACUACACUAUCUCUCAGUCGAGUUCACCUUCCGUCACCGGAGUGUUGACCCUCACAGCUGAUGAUUUAACAGCACUCAUGGAAUUGAAAUUAAUAAGGGAAUCUGAAUCCUCGGACAUCAGUUUCAGAUACCUCGAACAGACCAAGCCCGAGACCCUGACAGUGGAAGGUUCAGCUAAUAGGAUGAUUUCCAACUUCAAGUAUGUCCUCGAGCGUCACGUCGUCGCUAUCAUGACGAACACCCUGAUGCACAAUAUCAAUAUGCUCGGCACGCUGGACAAAUGCGUUCCAACAUUCGCGGCGUAUAAAGACCCAACCGAAAAACAAACGGGUAAUGAUUAUCCUUCAGAAGAAAAUAAAAUUUUGAAAGCUGAUGAGACCAGCGAGAAGACACAAACAAACAAAACAGAUGAUCCAGACGAUAGUAAUAGCGAAGAAAUAAAUAUAUCGGAAGAUGACAACGAUACAAAAGACCGUGACAAAAAACCGCAAGAGAAGGAAAAACCAGAGGAACAAAAUGUUGGAAAAAUAAACUCCGAUAAUACGAUAAAUAUUAGUUAUUCGCCUAAUAACUAUUACGAUAAAGAUUCCAAAGUAGAACCCUAUGCUAAAAAUCCAAAAAAGAAUAGCGAAGGUACAAGGGACCCAAAAUUAAACAAGAAGAAUAAUGUUACCCCAAAAAAGAAGAAAACUAAACACCCACAAAAUAAGAACAAUAAACGCCCAAAUAAGAAGAACAAUAAACGCCCAGUUAAGAAGAACAAUAAACGCCCAAAUAAGAAGUACAAUAAACGCCCAAAUAAGAAGAACAAUAAACGCCCAAAUAAGAAGAACAAUAAACGCUCAAAAAAGAAAAAGAAUAUACGAAAAAAGAAAUGGUGAAAUAAAAUGUUUUAAAAACUGUUUUAUUUUUAUUAGAUUUGAAACAAUUGAAAAAUCUUUCAGAUGCUAUAGUCAUUAAUUUUAUGAGACUUUUUAAACUUGUAUUAAUAGCAACUGGUAAUGGCGAGCAAUUGACAAUCACAUUGACAUUAUCUUUUGCUUUUUGUUUACACCUCUUUAACCAAUAAACUGUAAUAGUAGAAAAACGACAUAAAUAUCUUUCACAUAAAAGUGUAGUAAGUAUUUAAAUAUAUAAUAACAAUAUAUUUCAUCUGAUUUUGA